UUUAGUUAAUCCAUUAACAACUAAUUGUCUCCUCCUACCCUGUUGCUUAGACAAACAGCCUGGUAGUUGUGAUGGUGGGGGGGAGUCAAGCCUUGUUGACCUAUAAAAAGUCAUAGUAGAAGGAGAACCAGUCAUUCCCUACUCUGCUUAGCACUGCCUCUCUCCACCAAAUCCGACCUUUAUCUUUGGAUUUUCCACCCUGAUAGGACAUCCAAUUCAUCUUUCAUUUUUUUUAAUAAAUCCGUCUUGAGGUACCUCUAUUUUUUUGACCAGUCGGGCUAAGUUUUCAGUCCUUCUUGCUACACAACUAGAUUUUUUUUUUUUAUUAUUAUUUUUUUUGUGUCCUGGAAAUGUUGGGAAACCUGUGGUUUAUCUGCCUGCUUCUCUGCUUCACCUACACUGAAGCUCGCAUAUGGGCUUGGAUGCUCAACAUGCCUCACAGCCCUCCCAAAGAAGGCGCAAAGGCACUUAUGGACACUGUUCCUGUAGCCAAACCCAUCACGGCUGUAUGCGACCAUGACAGGGCCUGUGGUCGGGGUUUCUCCUGUGAUCGUCACUUUGGUCUGUGCGUACCUCUGAGAGGAGAGGGUCAGUACUGUCGGAGAGACACUCAGUGUGUCCGUGGACUCAGCUGUAUGUUUGGGAAGUGCCAUCGCAGCAUCCCCAAUGGACAAGAGGGUGCCAGGUGUAAAGUGGACAGGGACUGUGGGACAUCCAUGUGCUGUGCCCGACACCACGGUGAACUUGUGUGCAAGAGACGGCUGAUUCGCGGGGAAAGCUGCUACGUUCCCGAUGGCGGCCUGGCAUUCAGCAUCAACCAGAUUUGCCCAUGUGAUGAAGGACUGCUGUGCCGUGAAAAUAGUGCACCUUACUGGAGAGAGAGGGAUUUCAUUUACCAGCUGGACCACACGAGUUGGACAUGCCAAGUGCCAAAACCCUGAUGCAAGCAUCAAUAUUAAACUUAUUUAUGUGUAAAUAUGUUUAUAACUGUAUAAAGAAAUGUAUGUAUUUUCUCUUUUUUUAUUUUAACACAAGCACUACUGUUUCUAGCUGGCCUCAUAUAGGUCAUGGUGUGUCUUACACUAACAUCCCAAUGCAUUUAGUUUUUUUUGGUCUUGAAAUGUCUAUUCUUCUUCCAUUUAAAGAAUUAAAAGAAAAUGUUUCUAAAGGC
Messenger RNA from Sphaeramia orbicularis (orbiculate cardinalfish), 1171 nucleotides. RefSeq names its product dickkopf-related protein 3-like. NCBI's taxonomy places the organism in Eukaryota, Metazoa, Chordata, Actinopteri, Kurtiformes, Apogonidae. Gene Ontology annotation, molecular function: receptor antagonist activity; co-receptor binding. Gene Ontology annotation, cellular component: extracellular region. Bases 351 to 941 code for a protein of 196 amino acids. Gene Ontology annotation, biological process: negative regulation of canonical Wnt signaling pathway; multicellular organism development. The record is from RefSeq and is a predicted model, not a curated record. The transcript is spliced from 4 exons.